Microthlaspi erraticum is the source of this 822-nucleotide messenger RNA. NCBI's taxonomy places the organism in Eukaryota, Viridiplantae, Streptophyta, Magnoliopsida, Brassicales, Brassicaceae. The record is from the annotation of a GenBank genome assembly.
AUGGGAUUGCAUUUGGCUGCGCUGCUUUUCCCCAUUUUAAUCGCACCACUCUUCGUUUUCUCCUCCGAAAUCCAGCAGAUCGGCUCGAACCAUCACCUGGUCAAUGAUCUGGACUCAGCUAAGCUCAGAAUAUCUCAAUUAGCUGUUCUUGAGGCGACUACACAGAAGUCGGAUGCGAAGACGCUUUACUUGAAAGAGUGUGAGAAGUUGAUCCAAGUUGCAGAAAGUCAGAUUCAUGAUCUACAGUCUGCUUCAUACACUGUCGAGAGCGGCUUACCGUUGGUCCAAGAAAGGAUAGUUGAGUUGGAAGAAGAGGUUAAACUCCUAUGGGCUGCCUUGAGAACAACCAACUUCGAGCUUCACGUUUUAGAGGAUAAGGCUAGAGAUGCUGAGGAUAUAGUUAAAGCUAAGGCUUUGGAAGUUGAACAGAUGACGGAAGUUGUUACCGAGCAGUGGAUUCAGGUUCAGCACCUUGAGCAGAUGAGAGAAUUUAACAACCGAAGGCAUCACACACCUAGCAAAUGCACUCUCUUGAAGCUCGUGAGCGACAUCCGAAAGUUUGAGGUUAAUGUCAAAUUUGAGUUUCAUUGGGAGAAAAAGAAGGAUUCUCCCUUUGUGAAAGAGUAUCUCCUGUCACAGUUAAAGAGACUUUGGGAAGCUGUUACCAAAUAUCACCACCAGUUGCAAGGCUUCAUCAAGCAUGAGAUGGAGAGAAACGAGAUCACAGCGGCUCUUGCAAACAGAGAAGUGGUGUUUUUUAUGGCAUCUGCAUUGAUUACAUUCCCGGUGUUUGGAGCAUGGAUCUUACUAGUCUCUUCCUAG